Rhodofomes roseus is the source of this 1989-nucleotide messenger RNA. RefSeq names its product P-loop containing nucleoside triphosphate hydrolase protein. Gene Ontology annotation, cellular component: chromosome; cytoplasm. The transcript is spliced from 4 exons. Lineage: Eukaryota; Fungi; Basidiomycota; Agaricomycetes; Polyporales; Fomitopsidaceae. Bases 1 to 1989 code for a protein of 662 amino acids. Gene Ontology annotation, biological process: double-strand break repair via homologous recombination. The record is from RefSeq and is a predicted model, not a curated record. Gene Ontology annotation, molecular function: ATP binding; nucleic acid binding; 3'-5' DNA helicase activity.
AUGGUACGGGAGGACUCGAUUACGGUGGUGGUGGAACCGACAAAUUAUCUCGAGUCUGAUGUGGUGACGAAGCUCGUGGAGAAGGGUGUAAGCUCCGUCGUGAUCAACAGAGACACGCUGGGAGACGCAUCCCGCGAUGGCCGCGACCUCUGGAACGAAGUCAAAGCGUGUCGCUACCGCGUCAUUACCCUUGCCCCCGAGACCCUCGGCAGCGAAGCAUUCCGAAGAGUCAUCAAUGAUCCCGAAUUCCGUCGACGUUGGCGAGUCUUCGUCAUGGACGAAGCGCAUCUAUGUGACUUGUGGGGUGCCGAUUUCCGGAAGGCCUUCAGUGACGUCUGGACCAUCCGCUCGCGCGCUCCAGAGCACGUCGCUUUUAUGGCGUUAUCGGCCAGUGUGGAGCCAGGUCGGCAAACCGCACAGGUACUACGAUGCCUUGGCUUCCGCAGAGGGCGUUACCAUAUGGACCGACGUGACUGCGAACGGAUCAACAUCAACAUUAUCUUCCGCGACGUUCAAUAUGCCUACAGUGGUUACGACUUUCGUGACCUUGACUGGCUUGUUCCGGAGAACAUGACGAAGGCAGGAGACGUACCGAAACGACUCGUCUUCUGCGAGACCAUCGAGCUUGGUCAUCGCGUCACCCUGUAUCUUCGAAGUCUCCUCCCCGCUCAUCUGAAACGGGUGAGUAACAUCGUUAUUCGUCACAUCCACUCGAUGAACUGCCCGGACUGCAAGAAGGAUGGCUUCGCGGCCCUUAUGGAGAUAGGUGACGAGCGGCGCACCUCGUUGUUCGUUGCCACAGCUGUCCUUGACCAAGGGGUCAAUAUCCCUAGGCUCAAGGCUGUUGUUGUGUUCCCACGCGGCAAAACGGCAGCUGCGGUAAUACAGGAAAUAGGACGGGCAGUCCGGGAGGGUGACGAGCAAGGUGAGGCGAUCAUCUACGUUCCUAAAGGAGACCUACAAGCUGCAUUGGAGUAUGCGAACUCCGACUCUGCCGCGAAACCUGGGUCCACGAAGAAGGGCACAGUUCCGAAGCAGCCCGCUAAGCCAACAGCACGGACGGCGCCUUCUGCGAGCGAUCGACAAUGUCUAUCCCUCCGUCUCAUGGUUGCCGCGCACGCACGAGGAUUCUGCGUCACGCGGCAGAUCAACAUCAUAUACGGGAAUCCAGGGACCACUCACGACUGCGGCCGUUGUAGUUCGUGCAUGGAGUACCCAGUGCCGCUGGCGCGAUCUCUUUCCGACUCGGUUGCAGCGCCUCAGUCCCAGACUUCCAAGGCCAAACUCCUCGUGAAGGACGUCGACCGCAUAGCCUCCGAUCUCCUCGCCGCAGCGCACGUUGUACGCCAGAAGUCGACUCCGGGCGACGGGCUGUUUGUAGGCGCAAAUAACUUCCUUUCACUGUCCUUCCGCAAAGCGAUCGCGCGGGACUUCCUCUCCCUCGAUUCUCAGGAUACACUGGCCCUGUGUUUGAAGACCUGGCGCUACUGGGACAUCGCCGGGGACGCAUUAUGGGAAGUUGUGCGGCCGAUGGUGAUAUGUAUGCGAGCGGAGUUGAUCGAACGCCAUGAAGAUGGCAAGGCAAAGCGGCGUGCGCGGGACCAGGAGCGGCGAGCCGAGAAUGCUUCUGUACAUGCGCAGUUGACAGCUGUAGGGCUGGCGAACGUGAAGAGAGUCAGCCUUGUCAUGCCCGUCAAACCUGAGGCUCGGCUGGGCCCCCCUCUGGGUACCAUGCUACCUGUCCUAUCGUCCAGCGUGGGAGCUGCCAGUGGGAACCUGAGCAACGUACCGCAAAAUUCAAUCCUUCAGGCUAUCCCUCCGGACCAAUUCUAUGGCAGCACGAUCAGUCCCAAUCGGCGCGUUGAAAAGCGAGCUGGGGAUGCUCUUGACCGCGACGCAGGACAUGUCAAGCAUCCGCGGUUGCCAAAGUUGCAUUUUAAGCGUGCGGUGAGUACAAAUCAAAUGUGUGUGGGCAUAGAUGUGCAUUGA